CAUUUCACAAUUUCAGACCGUGUUUUAGCCUAUAUCACUUUCCAAUCACCAUGUCUACUUCUAGUCAUUGUUCUUCUUUCUUCCAUACUUCUGAAUCUUCCCACAAGAGAAGAUGGCGGAUUGCUUAUGCAUCCAUCUACUCAUGCAGAGCUAUUGCAGGCAGCAUAUUAGCAAAGAAGAAAAACCCUAACGAGCAUCUCUCUGUAGUCUCACGCAUCCAGUCUUUUACUGCUAUCGAUAUGCAAGAAACCUGCGAAGAUGGUAUCAACCUCUCGGCCAUCGAUCAAGAGAGCCUGACCAAGAUUGUAACGGAGAAGGAUGUGGAAGCACUUUCUCGAUUUGGAGGAGUCGAUGGGAUUUCGGUAGCUCUUAAUACUGAUAGAGAGAGAGGUAUCAGCGGCGACACUGAUGAUCUCUAUCGUCGACGUGUUUCAUUUGGUUUAAACACAUAUAAGAAGAAGCCCACAAAAGGUUUCUUCUUCUUCGUGCUGGAAGCCAUUAACGAUCGGACACUGCUCGUCCUUUUAGGAUGCGCACUGCUUUCACUUGCGUUUGGGAUUAAAGAAGAUGGACCGAAAGAAGGAUGGUAUGAUGGGGGGAGCAUAUUCAUCGCUAUCCUUUUAGUUGUGUUCGUCACUGCUGUUAGUAACUUCCGUCAAGCGAAACAGUUCGAGAAGCUGUCUAGCAACAGAGGCGACAUCAAGGUUGAUGUGGUGAGAGAUGGGCGGCGACAGGAAAUCUCCAUCCUUGAUCUUGUAGCAGGUGAUGUUGUUUUCUUGAAGAUUGGUGAUCAAAUCCCUGCUGAUGGUUUGUUCUUAAAUGGCCAUUCCUUGCAAGUGGAUGAAUCAUCCAUGACUGGUGAAAGCGACCAUAUUGAUAUCGACUGCGAUAGGAAUCCAUUUCUAUCAUCUGGCACUAUGGUGGUGGAUGGUUUUGGGUGCAUGAUCAUCACAUCAGUCGGCCGAAACACGACAUGGGGCCAAAUGAUGAGUUCGAUAAGCUGCACUUCUGCAGAGAACACACCAUUGCAAGCUCGGCUCAAUGAAUUGACUGCCUGCAUAGGCAAGAUCGGACUAACUAUUGCAUUUUUGGUUCUUUCUGUGUUGUUGGUGCGUUAUUUCACCAGCAGCACCUUUGAUGAGAACAGAAAGACGGGUUUUGAUGGCAAGAAGAAGAUAGACAAAGUGAUUUACUCUCUCACGAAUAUUUUCGCAGCUGCCAUUGCUAUAUUGGUGGUGGCAAUUCCUGAAGGCUUACCAUUGGCUGUUACUCUUACUCUAGCUUAUUCAAUGAAGAGAAUGAUAGCUGAUCAGGCCAUGGUUCGUAGCUUAUCAGCAUGCGAAACCAUGGGCUCUGCCACCACCAUCUGCACAGACAAAACUGGGACACUUACACAAAACCAGAUGAAGGUCACACGGUUUUGGCUCGAUGAAGAAAUCAUGGAGGAAAGUAAACCCAUCAUAUCCUCUAAAGUUCUUGAAUUGUUGCACCAAGGAAUUGGUUUGAAUACCACUGGCAGUGUUUAUACACCCAAAUCUCUCCUGGCACCUGAGUUUUCUGGUAGCCCCACAGAGCGAGCAAUCCUUUCAUGGGCUGUGUUGGAACUCAGAAUGAAUAUGGUGGACUUGAAGCAAAAUUUCAAUGUUCUCCAUAUAGAAGCCUUCAAUUCUGAUAAGAAAAUGAGUGGGGCUUCCUUGCAAAAGAACGGUGAGAAGUCAGUCCAUGUGCAUUGGAAAGGAGCUGCUGAGAUGAUACUAGCCAUGUGUUCAAGUUACUAUGAUAGUAACGGGAUUGUAAAAUCCAUGCAGGAGGAGAAAAUAAAAUUCACUCAAAUCAUUGAAGGUAUGACAGCCAAUAGUCUUCGAUGCAUUGCCUUUGCUCACAAACAAAUUGUAGAAGAUGAUGCAGGUGUUGCAAAAAAGCUCCCAGAAGAAAGCUUGACAUUGUUGGGGAUUGUGGGUUUGCAAGACCCAUGUCGUCCAGGGGUGCGAUUGGCCGUGCAAGCUUGUAUAGAUGCUGGCGUUAACAUCAAGAUGAUAACUGGAGACAACGUAUCCACAGCAAGAGCUAUAGCCAUCGAAUGCGGGAUACUUAGUCCGGAUCAAGAACUAAACGAAGAAGCAGUUAUUUUAGGAGAAGAAUUCCGGAACUACUCGAUGGAAGAGAGGACAAGGAAGAUCGAUAAGAUUUGUGUGAUGGCAAGAUCCUCUCCGCUCGACAAGCUUCUCAUGGUGAAAUGCCUGAAACAAAAAGGCCAUGUAGUCGCUGUAACUGGGGAUGGAGCUAACGAUGCUCCAGCUUUAAAAGAAGCUGACAUUGGCCUUUCUAUGGGGAUUCAAGGGACUGACGUUGCUAAAGAGAGCUCCGACAUUGUUAUCAUCGAUGAUAAUUUUGCUACCGUUACUACGGUCUUAAAAUGGGGGAGAUGCGUUUAUAAAAACAUUCAAAAAUUCAUCCAAUUCCAACUCACUGUCAACGUUGCUGCUUUGGUAAUAAAUAUCAUUGCUGCAGUUUCUUCAGGUAAAGUUCCACUAACAACUGUACAAUUACUGUGGGUGAAUCUGAUAAUGGAUACACUCGGCGCUCUGGCUCUUGCAACCGAACGACCCACUGCAGACUUGAUGGAAAAACGGCCCAUUGGUCGAUCUGAACCACUUAUAACAAACGUUAUGUGGAGAAACCUCAUCGUGCAGGCUCUUUAUCAGAUUAUGAUUUUACUGAUCUUGCAGUUCGAGGGAGAGUCCAUCUUCAAGGUGAAUGAAAAGGUUAAGAGAACUUUAAUUUUUAACACGUUUGUUCUUUGCCAGGUUUUCAAUGAGUUUAAUGCCAGGAAUAUGGAGAAGAAGAAUGUGUUCAGAGGGAUUCAUAAGAAUCAUUUGUUUCUGGUGAUUGUGACAAUUACAAUUGUUUUGCAAGUGGUGAUGGUGGAGCUCCUAGGUAGGUUUGCUGAUACGGAGAGGUUGAAUCAAGAUCAGUGGUGUGCUUGUGUUGGAAUAGCAGCUCUUUCUUGGCCAAUAGGUUGGAUUGCGAAGUGCAUUCCGUUUGAGAAACCCUUUCCCAACCUUUCAAGUAUAAAAUCUUCAAAGUCCCCAAAAAUUUAAUUUCCAUCAAUUAUAUUUCUCCUUUUCUUUUAUAUAGUUUGGGUAUAUAUUAAGAGUUAUUAUUCUGGAAUUUAAUUGGUUCAUGUCA
This is a messenger RNA of Magnolia sinica, 3189 nucleotides long. Its product is annotated as calcium-transporting ATPase 12, plasma membrane-type-like. The coding region runs from base 51 to 3101 and encodes 1016 amino acids. Lineage: Eukaryota; Viridiplantae; Streptophyta; Magnoliopsida; Magnoliales; Magnoliaceae. Gene Ontology annotation, biological process: calcium ion transmembrane transport. Gene Ontology annotation, cellular component: intracellular membrane-bounded organelle; membrane. The record is from RefSeq and is a predicted model, not a curated record. The transcript has a single exon. Gene Ontology annotation, molecular function: P-type calcium transporter activity; ATP binding; ATP hydrolysis activity.